Molecule: messenger RNA, 513 nt
Organism: Colletotrichum acutatum
Lineage: Eukaryota; Fungi; Ascomycota; Sordariomycetes; Glomerellales; Glomerellaceae
Exons: 2
Coding region: 1-513 (170 amino acids)
Source: RefSeq, a predicted model, not a curated record
AUGUCUCUGGACCCCUUCGACGACGUCCUCACCCUCGAAGACCAAUUCUUCUCAGAGGGCUUCCGCCAAGGCACCGAAGACGGCAUCCAAGCGGGCAAAAUCGAGGGCCGCUCCGUCGGCCUCGCAAAGGGCUACGAGAAAUUCUACGAGAGUGGCAGGAUACACGCCCGCGCCGUCGUAUGGGCAAACAGACUCUCCCUCCCCCAGAAGAACAGCAGCACCACCAAGAAGCCGACCAAGCCGCCAUCAGAGUCACAAAACAGGACCUGCUCCCUACCGCCGCUGCCAUCCAAUGCAAGACUAGAAAAGAACGUCACGACGGCGUUUGCGCUGGUCGAGCCGGACACGCUCUCCAAGGAGAACAGCGACGACGCCGUAAACGACUUUGACGACAGGUUGAAGAGGGCGCAGGGCAAAGUCAAGAUUAUUGAGCGCAUGACGGGUGAAGUGGUUUCUGCACCGGAGGCUGCGGCUGCUGGCGAUGUAAAGGUCCCUGAGGCCAAGGAAAUUUGA